Molecule: messenger RNA, 3048 nt
Organism: Gossypium raimondii (Peruvian cotton)
Lineage: Eukaryota; Viridiplantae; Streptophyta; Magnoliopsida; Malvales; Malvaceae
Product: protein kinase STUNTED
Exons: 10
Coding region: 206-2533 (775 amino acids)
Biological process (GO): protein phosphorylation
Molecular function (GO): ATP binding; protein kinase activity
Source: RefSeq, a predicted model, not a curated record
UCCUCCCUUUCUCUAUCUAGUGUGGUUGGAGAACUUGAAAAGCAAACUACUGACGGUUAAGCCUAAAAAAACGCUCUCAAACACUGCUUCUGCCUCUCCUCUACCUUCCUUCACAACCUAACUCUUCCAUUUAUAAACUCUUAACAUGAUCCUCAACUUUGGUCAAGAACACCUGCUCUGAAACAUACUCUGUUUUGACACAGAAAUGAAAAUGGUACAGAAUGGUUUUGUUGGAGACAAAGAGACGGUUGCUUCUGCUGCUGGUGAUGGUGGUGGUGGAGGGACGGUGGUUGUUGGAGUAAAGCUUGAUUCACCAAGCAGAGAGCUUUUAACGUGGGCUUUGGUUAAGGUGGCUCAGCCUGGUGACUGUGUCAUUGCUCUUCAUGUUCUUGGUAACAAUGAAAUCGUGGAUCGAGAUGGAAAAUCUUCACUUCUGUCGCUUGUCAAAGCGUUUGACUCUGUUCUUGCUGUUUAUGAAGGAUUCUGUAAUUUGAAACAGGUGGAUCUCAAACUUAAGAUAUGCAGAGGUUCUUCAAUUCGCAAAAUUUUAGUGAGAGAAGCAAAAUCUUAUUCUGCAACUAAGCUUAUAGUUGGAACCGCCGCCAAACUCCAUAAAAUCCGGUCAUCGACAUCGGUAGCCAAGUACUGUGCUAAGAAACUAUCCAACAACUGUUCUGUUCUUGCUGUUAAUAAUGGGAAAGUGGUGUUCCACAGGGAGGGUUCUCCAGGGACCACUUUUGGGGCAAAAGGAAAUGAAGAUCAUAAACGAAAUAGCUUGCUUAAUGCGCUUCACCGAACCAUAACAUUGAACAAGAAUUCCAAAGUACUAAGUGAAGGGAUUGCCAAUGCCGAGGCCAAUCUGGUUUCCUAUGAGACCAAGGACAAGAGAUUCGAGCAGGCCUUAAUCAAAGCCGGUUCGGGCAACUUUGAGAGUGAUGGAAAGGAAAAUUGCUCGGUUUGUGGAUCUGGAAAUAAGUUAUUGCUGCAUGAUUCUUGUCACCAAUCUGCAAACUGCGGUGAUGAUGAUAAUGAUAGAGAGAAAUCCUUGGCUAUAGUGCCUGUUAAAAGAACUGAGGCUGCAUCUGGUUCGAUUUCUAUGUUGAUCAAACAGUUGCCUGAAAUUAGACCUGGUUGGCCUUUACUUCGCCGUGCGGUUUUAUCGGAUAGACGACAUCAAGUUCCUGACCGAUCUUCGUCGAGGCAGAUUUCUGUGGUUCAGUGGGUGAUGCGGUUGCCCUCUAGGCGUACUCUUUUGUUAACAAAUUCAGACAAGAAACAAGACUGUGAUCAAACCGAAUUUAAGGCCUCUAAUUUUGAUGGAGAAAGCGGCGCAAUCGUUCCGGUUAGUAAUGAAAAUGCCAUUGCUCCACUUUCUCCUGAUGACAACUUAAUAAACCUGCCAAAAGAAUUAGAAGGUCUUCAUGAGAAAUACUCUGCAACUUGCAGAUUAUUUAAGUACCAAGAACUGGUUUCGGCUACAUCGAAUUUCUUGGCUGAAAACUUGAUUGGUAAAGGAGGCAGUAGUCAGGUUUACAAGGGUUGCCUUCGAGACGGCAAGGAACUCGCGGUGAAAAUCCUAAAGCCUUCAGAAGAAGUAUUGAAGGAGUUUGUUAUGGAAAUCGAGAUCAUUACUACAUUACAUCAUAAGAACAUUAUAUCCCUCUUGGGAUUCUGCUAUGAGGAUAAUAACCUUCUCUUGGUUUAUGAUUUCUUAUCAAGAGGAAGCCUUGAAGAAAACCUUCAUGGUAAUAAGAAGGAUCGUGGUGCAUUUGGUUGGAGUGAAAGAUAUAAAGUGGCAAUUGGGGUGGCUGAGGCCUUAGAUUAUCUGCAUACUAACAGUGACCACCCUGUGAUCCACAGGGAUGUUAAAUCUUCAAACAUAUUACUCUCUGAUGAUUUUGAGCCCCAGCUCUCGGAUUUUGGACUUGCUAAAUGGGCAUCAACCUCUUCUUCGCAUAUAACCUGCACAGAUGUUGCAGGGACCUUUGGGUAUUUGGCUCCUGAGUACUUCAUGUAUGGGAAAGUAAACGACAAGAUUGAUGUGUAUGCAUUUGGGGUGGUGUUGCUUGAGCUACUUUCUGGAAGAAAACCUAUAAGCAAUGACUGUCCAAAAGGCCAAGAGAGUUUGGUCAUGUGGGCAAAGCCAAUUUUAAGUGGUGGGAAGGUUUCCCAAUUAUUAGACCCAAGCUUGGCUGAUGGCUAUGAUUGUGACCAGAUGGAGAGGAUGGUUCUCGCUGCCACCCUUUGUCUUAGACGUGCCCCACGUGCUAGACCGCAAAUGGGCGUUGUUGUGAAGCUCCUACAAGGUGAUGCUGAUGUGACUAAGUGGGCAAGACUGCAAGUGAAUGCCUCCGAAGGAUCCGAUACAUUGGAUGAUGAAGCUUGUCCUGGUCGCUCCAAUCUUCAAUCCCAUCUUAGCCUCGCAUUGCUUGAUGUGGAGGAAGACUCGGUCUCCAUGAGCAGCAUCGAGCAACCUGUGUCGUUAGAGGACUACCUCAAGGGUCGAUGGAGCCGUUCAUCAAGCUUUGACUAACUUCAUCACCGCCAAAGAUAAGCUGCAAAAUAAGCAUUCUUCCAUUUAUGGAUCUUUUCACCCAUGUAUAUUCUUUCGGUUCCUUGUAUUUCUUUUCAAUGGCAUUGCUCAUUGCUUACGGUAGGUGUUGGAUGAGAGGUUGUUUGCCUGGUGUGCCCUCCUCCUUCCCUUUCGAUUUUCUUUUAUGCUGUUCUGACUCUUUCAUUUUUUCGUAUCCGAUACUUGUGCCAACUGUCAAUCAUAUAUUCGGGCAUAGGUAUGGAAUGAAAGUAUGGGUCGGAUAUAUUUGUAUCCGAUGCUUAUCCAAAACCUGGAUAACAUAAAUUUUUUUUCCCUUGUUUGUUGGUGUUGAACUAGAUUAGGAGUGGAAAUGAUUGUAAUCCCAUACUAUUUUUCACUCAUAAAAGUGAGUAUAAUGUAAACAUUGCUCUGAAUUUGCCUUUAAAAGGCUUUGGCUGAUUAGAGCAACUUUGCUUGGAACUGAUCAAUUAUUCCAUUGAAAUUUACCGCGGUAA